Pieris rapae (cabbage white) is the source of this 3309-nucleotide messenger RNA. RefSeq names its product calcium-independent phospholipase A2-gamma. The transcript has 10 exons. NCBI's taxonomy places the organism in Eukaryota, Metazoa, Arthropoda, Insecta, Lepidoptera, Pieridae. Gene Ontology annotation, biological process: arachidonate metabolic process. Bases 457 to 2202 code for a protein of 581 amino acids. Gene Ontology annotation, cellular component: membrane. The record is from RefSeq and is a predicted model, not a curated record.
CGAUAAUUUAUGCGCCGCCUCAGUAGAAAACCAGUUCUUGAAUGAUAAACAUUGUAAAAAGUUACUCCAACUGUAUUCUAAAAAUUUUAAAUCUAGUUUUUUUAAUCUUAUUUGUAUCUCGUUGACCGUAAUAAGAAACCGGAAGUGAAAUUUUUCAGUGUUUGUUUUGAUGCGCUACUAUUGGCAGCACUGAUCGCGCGAUUUUACGUCAACGGGUAGUUGUUCUGUCAUCGAUCUAAUAAUAUUGGCAGUUUUAAUUUAUUUGCCAAGGUUUUACGUAAACACUAGUGUAUAAUAACUUUAUUUAGAAGUGAAUGUUCAGUGUUAACUUAUGGUGUGAGAACUUAAAAAAAAUUACGCGUACGUGACUUGUACAGUAUAAAAAAUCUUUGUUAUAGUCGGCAAUACGAUUGUUACUUAAAAAUUAUUAAUUAAGUCUCACAAAGUUUUUCAAUCAUGUCGUCGUUAGGGGGCCAGUGGCGAGCCAUAAGACACUAUCUAUCAAUAGCAAACUUGAAUUCCGAAGUAGAAAAAUUAGUCCAAAGAAUAAAGCCUGCUACACCAGAACAAUGGGAAAAUCUUAUUAAAAAGUUUGAAAAUGGUGUCACUCAACGUUUGUCCCAAGUUGAAGCUAAAGCAAAGGAAACAAAGUUUAUAAAGCAUACUGUUAAAGCAACAUCUAUAGAAGAAAGUAAAAUUGAAACUAAGGAAAAAUCAGAGAAUCUUGAAGAUAAAGAAGCUCUUACAGUAGGUUCCGAAGCUAAGGAAAUAACUUUUGAAGGAAUAUGGGAAGGGAUAAAAUUAAAAAAGGAUUUGCAACUAGGAAAAAUGUCUGAGCCGAGUUGGAAAUCAAACAAACCAAUUGUAACAAAGACAUCAAUCCACUCGCGAACAGCGUACGUAAUAUCCGCCUUAGUGACAGCGGAAACGUCAGAAUGCCUUCUUAAACGGACUGAACAUUUUAUCGAGCAUUUGCAACAAUACCCUGAAGCUAGGGAUUACGCUAUAAAGGAGGGAGCAGUGAGGGCAUUAUUAAGAGUACAACACAAGCUUAAGUCUAGUGAUGCGUCCUUUGGUGAUGACGUCAAAGGAAUUGUUAAUGAGGCGUUAGCACUGAUGGGCUACACUGGUCCGACUAAGAGUCGUGGUCCCAAUGUAUUGUCAAUAGAUGGCGGUGGUAUUCGAGGGAUUAUCGCAAUUGAGAUAUUGCGGCAUCUAGAAAUAUUGACUGGGAAAAAAGUGCACGAACUAUUUGACUAUAUUGUGGGAGUUAGCACCGGCGCUAUCAUAGCCGCAGUUAUAGCAAGUGGAGCAGGCACCUUAGAGACUGCCAACCAAAUGUACGUUACUCUGUCUAAACAAAUGUUUGGAAACACAUCACUCAUUGGCGGUACGUCAAGAUUAGUAUGGACCCACUCGUACUAUGACACAGAGGCGUGGGAGAAAAUGCUUCAGGAUAAUUUGAAGGGCAUCACUCUUACUCAAUGCAACCGUUACAAUAUGCCUAAAAUGUCAGUGGUAUCGUGCGUAGUGAACUCCGGUUCCCGUCUCGCCCCGUUCCUAUUCCGUACGUACGAGUGCGGGUUCCGCGUACGAUCCGUAUUCCCUGGAACGAGUCGGGCUCAACUCUGGCAGGCUGUGAGAGCAUCUGCCGCCGCACCCACUUAUUUCACUGAAUUCAACUUAGAUGGAUUAUUGCAUCAGGAUGGAGGUAUCAUGGUGAACAAUCCAACAGCAGUGGGCCUACAUGAAGCUAAACUGUUGUUCGGUGCAAAUGCCAUGAAAAAUGGUACAGUAAUAUCCGUGGGGACAGGUCAGGCGUUAAACAAACAUUUGGAUUAUCAACUCCUUAGUAAGGGCUUAGCGAAGGACACGUCUGGAACAAGUUGGAAGAAUAAAUUUAACAAAAUUCUUGACUCGGCGACGGAUACUGAAGGCGUACAUCUAGCCCUUAACGAUCUCCUUCCACCGGGUUCUUACUACCGUUUCAACCCACCGCUUCACGAGGAAUGCGCGAUGGACGAAAUCAACCCGGAAAAAUUGAAAAACAUGAUAACAGAUACGAACGCAUACAUUCGCAGGAACCAGCACAAAUUCGAACAAGCCGCCGAAAUGUUGAUGAGGAAACGUACUGUUGUACAAAGGGUAUUCGAUUUUGUUGAGCAUAGAGCUCAGUUGAUGGGCAUCAUUCCCGCGAAUUGACUGACAAUUGACAGGCUUCCUGUCAAUCAGUUUGUUGAAGCCGACGAUGAUUUAGCGAAGACGAAGGAAAAAUAAUCGGAAGUUGCUUACGAAUUUCGGAAAAAAAACUAAAGUGUACCUGGAGAAGGUCUAUGUGUAAUUCAUUUGAUUAUUUGAAUUGAAUUUAAAUUAUAUAUACGUUGUAAUUUUGUGAGUUUAAACUGGUUAUUUUUUUCAAAUGAUGUUGUUGGAGUCGGCUUCUUGUUUUGGAAUACUAGAUUUUUCUAGAACAUUCCAUUUUUAUUAUUGCUUAUUAUCUCAGUUUGAGAGCUUAUAUGGGUUUCUAUACUUAUAGAAGCUACGCCAUAUAGGCUUUUAUACUGUUAAGCUUUUGUUAAUAAUUCCUAUAUUUGUUGCAUUGUUAAUAUAAAACGGCUUCUAGUAAUCAUGUAGAGAAUCAAUUGUGAUAUUAUAAUUAAUUGUUUUAAUAAGUGUUGCUAGAGAAGAUAAUGAUUAAUUUACUUUCUAGUACAACAUUCGCCUAUUCUGUAUGUAUAUUUUAUUCUCAAAAAAGUGUUAAAUACAUUUUUUAAUACGGACGAAAAAUAUACCAUUCAAUCUAGCAACAGAGACAAAAUUCGAAUAUAAAAUCUUAAAGAUUUCAUUAAUUAAUAAUUACAUCGUUAUUUAGAUUAUUGUGACGUUUAAUGACGUUUUAAUAUCCACUAUUAUGUGAUUCUUAAACAUAAUCCAACAUGCAGGGCAAAGAACUAAGUUCUAAGAGUAAGAUUCAGAGUCAAAAUAUAGCGGGGAGUAUGACUCCCGUUUGUUAAAAUCCAAUACAUUUUCCUGUACUGGAGACAGACUUGGCGAUAUGUUUUGUACUGAAUCUGUGGGUCGACAGAUCUCACCCAUUGUUAUCACGUUUUUUAUUUAAGCAGAGUUUGAAUAUUCACUCGCUAAUUGGCUUCUUUUGGGUGUCUGCCGUGGAUUGUGGAUAACGUUCGCUUAAAAAAUAAGCCUAGCUUAUAUUCUAUUAGUUAUUAAAAAGAAUUUAUUUUUAGCGUUUAAGUAGUUGUAGAUAAUAUUCUAGUCAUUUGUAAUUUCAUGAAUAAAAUUUACAUUCGA